AUGAGUUCCAUUGGUACUGGCUAUGAUUUGGCCGCCUCCACCUUUUCUCCUGAUGGCCGUAUCUUCCAAGUAGAGUAUGCCCAGAAGGCCGUAGACAACUACGGUACAGUCCUGGCUAUCCGUGGAAAGGAUGGCGUUGUUACUGCUGUGGACAAGGUUGUGCAUUCAAAGUUGGAGAUCCAGGUAGUAACUUGCUUCAUCGGGUUUUUAUUAUGUGUUUAGAACUCAAAUCCGAGAGUGUCUAAUGUCAACGAUUAUAUUGGGUGCACAGCUGCGGGAGUCUAUCCCGAUUGCAGAAGUCUUUUGGAUUAUGUUCAGGAAGAAGCUCUAAAAUAUUUGAAGGAAUACAGGGAGCCAAUUCCCGUCAAGAAGUUGGCCAAUCUGGUAUGUUUGAUACGGAAUUUAUUUUGGUCUUUUACCUUUGUACCUAAAUUUGCACCCCUGGUUAAUGAUUUUGUUGAUGAGUUUAUUUUUUAGCUCGCUGAGUACGUUCACAUCUUCACCUUGGGUAUCCAUCGUCCAUUUGGAGGCUCGGUCUUCCUCACCGCGUAUGAUGAGAAACUUGGAGGCUCUCAAAUCUAUCUGAUUGAGCCAUCUGGUCUGGUAUAUGAGUAUAAAGCUUGGGCGGUUGGUAAACAUCGGCAGGCUGCCAAGACCGAGAUUGAGAAGCUCAAAUUGGAAGAAUUGAGUGUUAAGGAUCUGGUUAAAGAAGCCGUGAGAAUCUUGCUAACCGUUCGAGAUGAGUCCAAAGACAAGAACCUAAGGAUUGAAAUGGGAUGGGUGGGAAAACACACCAAUGGAAAGCAUCAGGUACAUUAUUUUAGCUUCAGAUGUUUAUUUUGUUUGUUUUGUGUCUUAACGAAGUCGUUUUCAGGCGGUUCCCGAGGACACUGUAGUCGAGGCCGAAAGAUGGGCAAAGAGCAAAUUGGAGGAAGAAGAUAUGGAGGAAUGA
This is a messenger RNA of Bursaphelenchus xylophilus (pine wood nematode), 952 nucleotides long. NCBI's taxonomy places the organism in Eukaryota, Metazoa, Nematoda, Chromadorea, Rhabditida, Aphelenchoididae. The record is from the annotation of a GenBank genome assembly.